AUGCAUCACAACUUCAAUAUCCAGAAACAGACUCUCAGUUCUCAACAACGGGAACGACAAUCGCAACCAAAUAAAUGGGAUUCAAAGGAUGCCUACACUGCCGGUGCCUCAGCUAUAGUCUCACCGCCUCCUCCUUGGAUCAGGGAUUUGAAAAUCAAGAACAGAGAGAAGUUAAUCGAUAUCGUCAAUAGCGGUGCCAAUGGUGUGCCAAACGGCAAGUUUGACGAAACAUCUGAAAAGUUUGUAAACUCUGUAAACUCUUUGACGAAUAAAGUUUUGGCGACGAGUGAUGCCUGUUAUGUAUCAUCUGAUGUAAAAUCUGGUAAAACAAGUAUAGGGAGCUCUACUAGUCCUACGACAACACCACUCCAACCACUUGUCAGACAGAGUGAAGUCAACGGAGCGUUGAGUGAGAGCUGGUGCCAGAGCUGCCAGAGUUGCCAGUCUUGCCUGUUGUGUAGCAGUGAGUGCCACCACAACCACUACCAGACAGACUACGUGCCCAUCCAUUGGGAAUCUGGUUUUCAUGCCAAGAAGUGUAAGGCUGUUCACCUCAACAGCGCCAGCAGUGGUGGUGUAAACGUCCCGAUUGUGCGAUCCGUUAGUUCAUCAGUAGUAACCGGUCGGUCCUGUAGUCGAUGUUUGGUUAACACUUGUCUCGACUGCUUAAAGCACUUGAAGACCACUCUUUCUGUGUCUGACUUCGCGUCCAAUGACUGCCCAAACAUUUCAAACAGUAUUACUAUUAAUACUCAACCAAACGGCAAGUGUUGCACAUCUGGCGGCCGACUCGCCGCUCACGAGUGCGCCGAUCAGCAGAUAAUACCAGGACUUGUGGCCCAACGCAAGAUCGAAAUACUUCAGCGACAAGUGAGUGAGUCGUCGUUCUUCGGCCAUCCGUGUUGUGUUUGUGGCAACACUUCCAAUGAUAUCAACGCCAGUGUUUCAGUUACAGAGAAAAUGAUUGGCGAUAAAAGUCGCGACAAAAGCGAUUACAUUGACACUCAAAGACAUAACCAUCACUACGAAGUGAUCAUGGAUUCGGUCCAUAAAGUGGUUGGUAAAAGCAAUGGUCAUCCGGUAGGCAAUGGUAAGGGCGGGGAUGAGGGCGAGUAUGAGUAUCAAUACGGACCCGGAAUUGUCCAUAAGUUGAAGCAUAAGUUUAUGACAAUUUCAACGCAACAGCAAAACAAUCACUCAAUUCAUAACCGAUUGAAACGCUUUUCAAGUUUAGAAAACAUAUCGUUGACUAAUAAUAACGAUUCGACUCAUUAUCCGCUGCCAAACCAUUGCCAGCACCUGAACCACAACCACCACAACAGCCAAAAGCCUUCAUUAAAGGCCAAUGAAAUGGUUUUACCUUUAAAUGGCAAAAACGGCGCACAAACUGUCGGAUCAGUUACUGAUUCAGGAAACAGAGCGAACGGAAGCCAACAACUAUCCCAACAGCGGCUGUAUAUUCAACACCACAACAGCAAAAAUCUAUACAACAGUCGCUCUUCAGCCGCCGUCCCGGCCAUCAAGAGAGCCAAAAGUAUGGAAACUUUGAGCGUUAUUCAGGACGACAGUGAAAGGGGUCGCCAACCCUUGAACUCCACUCCUAAUCACCAGUUGUUAUCACCAAAAACAGAAACACCUCUCACUAAUCAAACUGAUUUACAACAUAUACUCAAUGAUAAUGUUUUGAUUCAAAACAGUCGUCAAGAGAGUCAUAAGAGUCAGAGAAACGCUGCCAACGGAGGAGCCGUCAGUCAAUCAAUCGACAUGAAAAGUGUUGGUAAUCGCAGUAAUCAUAAUAAUAUUAACAACACUAAGACCUCCACCGAUGACGAACUGCCCAAACCUGAUACCGUCAAGACAUUCAAGAAGAUCUUCGAACCCGUCGGCGCAUCUCUCAAGACAACGACGACUGGCGAUGAGAUUAAUGGCAAAAUAAGUGCUAAUCAUAUGAAUAGUAGUAAUAAAUUGAAGAAUAAUUAUAAGAAAAGCCAAAUGAAUGGCUCGAGUGUUGCGAAUGUGAAGAGAAAGCCUCCAGUGAUUCGUGCGACCAAUCGAUCGGUUCAGCAAAAGUCUUUGCAACCCAUCUCUUCCACCCUUCCAGUCAACUCUUCGCCAACGAUUAAAUCCCAGUCAUCGCAGUCUUCAGUAUCUUCUUUACCUCAAGUGAUCCAUACGACACCUUCGGUUCCAAUGCCGGCCAAUCGGUCCACUAUUCCUAAGCCCUCGGAUAACGACAAGAACAACAAUAGCAACAAAAGUGCCAUUAAUUCCAAUACGAGUUCCAUUGGUUCCAGUGUUCAGCGAAAGCCACCGAUUGCUCCGAAAAGAGCUUCGCUGACACUGAAAGCCAAUCCAUUGACAGGUAUGAGCGCUGCGGCCAUUCAGAAGCAAAUGAAGCCAAACGGCACUAACGCUACCAAUAAUUGUAAUAAAGUUGCGAAACAUCUCAAUAAUAAUCAUUUCUCUGCAGACAAUAAGAUAAUUGAAAAGUCUGUUAAAAUGAAAUCGAGCGAUGAAGUGAUGGAUGGUGUUGUUCGCACCACUACUUCAUCCAUUGACACCUCAGUUGCUGUCACCACAAAUGGUUCCGACGAGAUGUCAACCGUGUGUCCAAACAAUCAGUCAAACGCCACAAAUAGUACAUUAGACUGGAGUGAGGGCUCGACUAACAAAUCGCGAGUCAAUAAACCGAUCGCUAAUAUAAAGCCUUUCACUCAAGAGAACAAUGAAACCAACGGUGACUUAAUGAUGGAAAGACCUAAUGAUAAUCAAUCCGCAGGUGAAGAGCAACAGUCACUGCAGAGUGAAUGCCAUCAUUUGGGUCACGAUAUUGUCGUCACAGAUAAUGAGGCAUCGACUCCAGUGAAUGGCAUUGCGAACAACGCUCGACAAGUCGUCGACAAUAAUAUUGUAAUUAAUAAUAAGAAUAAUAAAAGUAAUAAAAAUGAUAACGAAUUGAACGGAACAAUAAUAUCGACAGCAGUUGGCAGUGAGGGUACAGUCGAUGUCAAGCAGUCUAUAGUUAAUGAUGAAAAUGUUUCGCCAAAUUCAUGUGAUAUUAAUGUCGAUAAUAAUCAUAAUAAGAGUCAAUCAAACGCUGGCAACGAUCGCAUCGCUGACCACUCUAUCACACAGACAACGGUUGAUGUAUUAAAGCCGAGUUAUUUGUUAAACACGGAAAACAACGGCUCGACGAAGAGUCAGCCAAACAGUUCCCUCUGGACGCCAGACGCGAAGAAGAGCAACAACUCGUCCGCCAAUUCUAUGGUCUUUGACUUUCGGGGCAAAGAUGUCAAGUCUAAUCUAGCCAUACAUCCCGUCCCCUUCGGCGCCGCACCCGUCAAGAGAGCCGUACAGAACGGCACGACUGGUGAGGCCGACGACGGCGACGACGAUUGCUAUACCGGUUGUACAGAUACACCGCCGCCGUCUGGCAUUGUCUUCGCCGGUGAAAACGUUAGGGUCGGCAGAGGAGCCAUAUUAUCGAACAGGAAUAAAAAGUUGACACUACAGUUCAACGAUUCGUUGACAAAGACUUUUGAAUACCCAUCGGAAGCGUCUCUAAUGCAAGAGAUGGGUCUCUCGACGACGUCUGGCGACGACUUAAACGGCGAAAACAAAAGUGAAACAAACAAUUCUGUGAUAACAUCGGAGUCUAAUAAUGCAAAUACGAGUUUAACGGCAUUCAAAACCAAUUUAGCGCUCGGAGGUUCACAGGGUAGUUUGGGGUCAUAUAAGCCCACAGUAAUUGAGACACCAUUUGAGUUGGGAGUCUCAUCCAGAGCUCACAAAACAAACUCGACGUCUGAUAUGACCGCAAACGACGACAAUAACCACUCGACGGACACCUCGACGACCACUGAUCUAAUAAAACCCGCCACUCCUGACGAGACCAGCUCUUGGUCUACAUCGUCGACCGCUUCGGACCUAUUAUUUUAAUAAAUCAUGUUUUUAAUACAUUCUUAAUGUUUUAGUCUCAAGAUAUUAAUUGUAAUUCAUAUUUAUUUUUUUAAAUCAACUAAAUAUCAAACACUGAAUAUAUAAAUAAAUAUAUUUUAUUCACAUUUGAAUUUAAAUACCCUAUUCUUAU
This is a messenger RNA of Medioppia subpectinata, 4090 nucleotides long. The record is from the annotation of a GenBank genome assembly. NCBI's taxonomy places the organism in Eukaryota, Metazoa, Arthropoda, Arachnida, Sarcoptiformes, Oppiidae.